AUGUCGAACGCCGCGAUGCCGUCGGUGGCACUGUCGCCAAGCGCUGCCACGGGCGACGAUCCCCGGCAGUCAGCUGACCUGGCAGGAGGCUGCAUGUCGCCGCACUAUCCCCUCAACGACGAGCUCGAAUUCGACCGCUACGAGCAUCACGCCGUGGGGGCCCGCGAUGUCAUGGUCCACCGGAUCAUGGAGAAUUACAUGUUCCCCAAGAAGGUCAAACCCAAGAUUAUGCAUCGGAGAAUCGGCCAGGAGUUCAGCUUCGGCCCGAUCAAAGCCCAGGAUAGCACCCUUGGCCUAGACCUGCAGUGUGUCUGGAGAAUGUUGGCAACUGAGUGGGACUUGACUGAACAGCCCAAGUUUCCGCACGAUCACAAGUCCAAAGGACCGAGGACUACCCUUUGGAGGAACCGACGGGGAUACCAGCUGUCGACUGAUCCCUAUGCUCUGCCGCAAUUGCAGGACAUGGUCCUCGGGCUUGUGCAGCGCCACUUCCUGGAACUGUCUGAUCCGACGCUCAGAGCUGUCCUGAAGGGUCUGAAGCAGCAUCACACGCCGUCGCCGACGCAGUCCACCCCGGGCUGGACUAGCACCAUGCUUGACCACCUCAGGGGGUACCAGAAACACGCAUUGGAACAUCAGCGCUAUGUCGUCUUCUCCGGUGGCACCCAGGCCCCUGUCAAGGGAUCCAAGUCCGUGGCCGAGAAUUUCUUUGUCAGUUUACCUCGCGAUGACCUACUAUACCGUGUCUAUUCUCUCAAGUGGAUAUCCGUCUGGGGACGGCGCCCGAUCCGCAACUACGAAUUGCAUAAUCUGGACUACGGCAAGUUUAUUGAGGCCUGGCGCACAGGCGCAACUCCCAGAGUCGAACUAUGUGAUCAUACAUUUUCCCGUCCAGCGCCUAUCGCAGCUGGACAAGGCGUCUCGGAGGAGAAGUCUCAGUCGUACACACAUUAG
Neoarthrinium moseri is the source of this 954-nucleotide messenger RNA. RefSeq lists its product as uncharacterized. The record is from RefSeq and is a predicted model, not a curated record. NCBI's taxonomy places the organism in Eukaryota, Fungi, Ascomycota, Sordariomycetes, Amphisphaeriales, Apiosporaceae. The transcript has 2 exons. Bases 1 to 954 code for a protein of 317 amino acids.